Ailuropoda melanoleuca (giant panda) is the source of this 847-nucleotide messenger RNA. Its product is annotated as potassium inwardly rectifying channel subfamily J member 9. Gene Ontology annotation, cellular component: plasma membrane. The record is from RefSeq and is a predicted model, not a curated record. Gene Ontology annotation, molecular function: G-protein activated inward rectifier potassium channel activity. Lineage: Eukaryota; Metazoa; Chordata; Mammalia; Carnivora; Ursidae. Gene Ontology annotation, biological process: regulation of monoatomic ion transmembrane transport; potassium ion import across plasma membrane. The annotation marks the transcript as partial. The transcript has a single exon.
AUGGCGCGGGCCGGCGCCACCCGCUCGCCGGGCCCCGAGCCGCCGCGCCGCCGCGGCCGCCAGCGCUACGUGGAGAAGGACGGCAGGUGCAACGUGCAGCAGGGCAACGUGCGCGAGCCGGGCCGCUACCUGACCGACCUGUUCACCACGCUGGCCGACCUGCAGUGGCGCCUCAGCCUGCUCUUCUUCGUGCUCGCCUACGCGCUCACCUGGCUCUUCUUCGGCGCCAUCUGGUGGCUGGUGGCUUACGGCCGCGGCGACCUGGAGCACCUGGGCGACGCGGCGUGGACGCCGUGCGUCAACAACCUCAACGGCUUCGUGGCCGCCUUCCUGUUCUCCAUCGAGACGGAGACCACCAUCGGCUACGGGCACCGCGUCAUCACCGACCAGUGCCCCGAGGGCAUCGCGCUGCUGCUGCUGCAGGCCAUCCUGGGCUCCAUGGUGAACGCCUUCAUGGUGGGCUGCAUGUUCGUCAAGAUCUCGCAGCCCAACAAGCGCGCCGCCACGCUCGUCUUCUCGUCGCACGCCGUGGUGUCGCUGCGCGACGGCCGCCUGUGCCUCAUGUUCCGCGUGGGCGACCUGCGCUCGUCGCACAUCGUCGAGGCCUCCAUCCGCGCCAAGCUCAUCCGCUCGCGCCAGACGCUCGAGGGCGAGUUCAUCCCGCUGCACCAGACCGAUCUCAGCGUGGGCUUCGACACGGGCGACGACCGCCUCUUCCUCGUGUCGCCGCUCGUCAUCAGCCACGAGAUCGACGCCGCCAGCCCCUUCUGGGAGGCGUCGCGCCGUGCCCUGGAGAGGGACGACUUCGAGAUCGUCGUCAUCCUCGAGGGCAUGGUGGAAGCCACGG